AUGGUUGUUCUUUGGAAUCAUUCUAUUAGAAAAUCCAUUGGUGUUGUUGUUCCUCGUGUGUCAGGGUGGGGAUUUCGUCAUAUUGUUCUUGGUUUUGGGGUUUGUCCUAUCACCAGUGACCCUAUGAUUGUCAAGAUUACAAUUGUUAGCAUGGAAAUGAGAAAUAGUAUUGGCGUCCAUUGGGCAGUUGAAGUUUAUACAUUAAGCACAGGUUGUUGGAGAAUUCCUACGAGCAAACUGCCUGAUAAACCGGUUACAGUUAGAUGGAAUCCGGUUGUUAUAGAUAAGUUUAUUUAUUGGUUUGCUUUUCAUGGGAUUGAGGAAUUUGUUAAAUAUGGGGUAGAUGCAAAUAAGCUGAUUUUGUCAUUUGAUAUGACUACUCAAGAAUUUACUCUGAUAGACUUACCAAACUGUUUUGCACAUCAAUCUUCUAUCGAAUUUUCCAUUUCUAAGUUAAAGGGGUCACUUGUGCUGCUUGAAUACAGUACAAACAAUGAGAAACAAGACUGUGUCAUAUGGGUGAUGAAUAAUGGUGUUCCGAACUUGUUUUCAAAGUUGUUUGCCAUUAACGCACCAUAUGCAUCUAUAAAGAUUUUGGGAUUUAUGAAGAAUGGUGGUCCCAUGAUGGAAACACAAGAUGAAUUUGGAGAACCAGCUGCAUUUGUAUUCUAUGAUCUUUGUUCAAAAGACUUCAAUCAUACUGCUAUUUACGCAAAAGGUGGUUCAUUUUUUGUUGACUCAUACAUGGAAACCCUGCUUUUGCUUGAUUACCCAGAUUCUAGUGUUUUUUCUAUCACUAGCUGA
Messenger RNA from Lactuca virosa, 804 nucleotides. The record is from the annotation of a GenBank genome assembly. Lineage: Eukaryota; Viridiplantae; Streptophyta; Magnoliopsida; Asterales; Asteraceae.